This is a messenger RNA of Didymodactylos carnosus, 3149 nucleotides long. NCBI's taxonomy places the organism in Eukaryota, Metazoa, Rotifera, Eurotatoria, Philodinida, Philodinidae. The record is from the annotation of a GenBank genome assembly.
CGGGGAGCAGGAUCUUAUCUAGUGACCUUCAACGAUUAUUUUUCCCCAUUUUUCUUCAUAAAUGGAUUGAGAUGAGAGAAUACAUCUAGUCUUUAGUAUAGAAAAAUAGCCCUUGAAAAGCUCUACAAUAUUAUGAAUAAAUAAACUCUAUGUAUCAGAUAUAGGGCGUUUACUUUCAGUGCUAUAGUUUGAGAAUUGACUUAACAGAGUUUAAUUAAAGAACAAAUUUUUUCUCGUUUUUAUAUGACAGAAGAAACAAAAAGAAAAAAGAAUAAAGAAACACAUCUAACGCAUUUGUUGUCUAAUACAGUGCACAUGCAAAUAGUGAUAUCUCCAUUUUUGUCAGUUUUCUAUUGUUCAUAACAUUGUUAACUUUUCUCCGUUCUUCGUAAAGUUUUGUCUGUUACUUUUCUUGUGAUCACACGACACGACAGAACAGAAAAAAGUUAAACGACAACAUCGUUUCUAGAGGCACGAUCCAGGUAAUACGUCUUUUUAACUAGUUCCCUGAUACUUUUAUUGUUCUGCAGUAGACACGCUCAGGUAGAAAAAAGAGUAUAGAUUUGUUGAAAAAAUUCUAAUAUGAAAAUAAAGCCCUAAGGGUUUACUCUCCCUUGUCCUAGAUUAGCUUGCCAUUAUUCGUCUAAUAAAUUAUCAGUUGUUGUUUUUCUUUCCUUGUUUAACAACUUAACUGUAUUUCCUCUUUUUUGAUCAAGUUGUCACAACAUGUAAUGAGUAUAGCUCGACUUGUUGUUUUCAACAAUCCUAGUUCAAAUGAAAUACUCUUGCUUUACCAUGGGCGUAUUUCUUUGCAGAUUCUAUCACUGAUAGCGGACUAUGACGCUAAUGUUUAGCGGAGAAGUUAGAUUUUUUGCAUAAGACACUUAACUUAAAUCAGUGAUUUAUAUAGGAAAGACUUUUGAUUGAAGAACUCUAGAUCAGCAUAUUGGCGACGUGAUUUUCUUCUAAAAAGUCUGGAAAAAAGUUUUUUCUUUCAUACUAAGUAUUCAAGGUAAAAACGACUGUUCCGUACAACGAAUUUGAUCGACUUUUGGAUAAAAAAAGGUUUGUUUUCAAAUUAUUUAUUUUUUGCUUCAGGUUGCGGUAAGGAUGACUAUAAAAUAAUAUUUAUAAUCUGUGCUGUAAGCCAAAAUUGCCCACUGUGUCCGUACGUAAUAUACGAAUGUCGAUAGAUGAGAAAGAGUGAAGACAUCUUAUUUGACUGGUGCCUUUUAAAAGUCAAAUAAGUUAUUAUUUCUCACAUGAUACAUCUGAUUUUUUCUUUUCAUAUUUGUGUAUUGCCUCUCAUAUAUGUAUGUAUAUAAAGGUAGAACAAAUGUGUAUAUACCGUCUUUCUCGUAAAAUAUGUGUCAUACUUUCCAACUGUGUUUUAUCAGGUGAGUUAGGUAACUAAACAUCAAAUUCGAAGUUGAUUUCCGUCUUUAUCAAUUAGCUUUAUUUUCCCAUUCUUUGUCAAUUCAAAAACAGCUGCUGAAUGGCGUUCACGAACCAUAUAUCAACUGUUAACUGAUCGAUUUGCUCAUACGCCCAAUGAUAUUGAGACAAAUAAAAACUGUUUACAUUCUCCUCUAUCCGAGUACGAUAUUCGACACUAUUGUGGUGGCACAUACAAAGGUAUUAUUUCUCAUUUAAACUACAUAAAACAGAUGGGAUUCGAUGCUAUUUGGAUAUCUCCCAUAACAGCACAAAUUGAAAACGAUACACAUUGGGGUGUUGCAUGGCAUGGCUAUUGGCAACAAAAUAUUUAUAGAUUAAAUGAACAUUUUGGUACAGCGACUGAACUUCGGACAUUGAUACAAGCAGCUCAUACACUUGAUAUUUGGAUAAUGUUAGAUGUCGUUGUCAAUCAUGUAGGUCCAAAUGUAAAUGGAACAGCUCGCUAUGUUCCAUUUGAUUUAGAUAUUUAUUAUCAUCAACCACCAUGUCUGAUUACCGACUAUACAAAUCAGAGUCAAGUAGAAUUUUGCACGGUCGGUGAUAUUAACGUACCAUUGCCGGAUCUGAAUACUGAACACGAAUUUGUUGUUUCAACAUUUAAUCAAUGGAUUCAAAAUAUUAUUAAUGAAUAUGAAUUUGACGGUAUAAGAAUUGAUACAUUUCGUCACGUUCGAAAAACAUUUUGGACAGAUUAUGUGUCUGCAUCGGGUGUCUAUUCACUCGGUGAAGUGGCCACAUCCGAUACGGCCUAUGUUGGUGAUUAUCAGCGAUAUGCUGAUGGUAUUUUACAUUAUCCAUUAUAUUUUGUUCUAGAUGAAGUAUUUCGAGAUGAAAAUAGAAAAUCGAUUAGAGAAUUAGAUAAACAAGUUCAAUUAAAUGAAAAAUAUUUUAUAGAUACAACUUUGUGUGGAAUAUUUUUGGAUAACCACGAUCAAGCACGUUUUAUGAAUCAUACAACAAAUAUGAUACUUAUUCAGAAUGCCUUAACUUAUUUGAUGUUCAGUGAUGGAAUACCCAUUUUUUACUAUGGUACCGAGCAAGAAUAUCACGGUGACUCAGAUCCAUGGAAUCGUGAACCCAUGUGGCAAAGUAAUUAUUCACAGUCGACUCCUAUCUAUCAGUUCGUGAAAAAAUUACUUUUGCUACGUACAAUAUUAAAAUUAAAUUACCCACAGUACUUUUUGACACACCAACAUACCGUUUAUAUUGAUAACUCGACCUACAUCUAUUAUAAAUACCCUGUUCUCAUUGUCGUAUCAAAUGAUAAUUUUGAUCGACCAAAAACAGUAAACAUUAUGAGUAAUAUAACAAAUUAUAUAGAUUAUUUUACAAAAGCAAAAAAGUUUAUUUGUAGUAUUCUGUUUCCUACAGCAAUGCACUAUCCACAUCCGUCUCAGCAACAAACGCAGUCUCAACCACAAACUCAGCAACAAAUUUUUGUUGUUCCACAAACCCCAAACCUAAACAAUAAUUCUAAUACGAAUCAAUUGAACCCUUCUAAAAUGUCCUACGUUUAUUCGACUGCUACGAAUCAGCAACAAAGCCCAUCAUCAAAUAUUCUACAUCAAACCCAAGGAAAUGUAAUACAAACAAAUGGAACUACAAUGAUUACAAAUCUUCUUACAACAACCAUCAUAUCAGCAAUUUCAGCUAUUGCAACAACGACAACACCAACAGUUUUUAGUCAAUAG